GCUCGUUGCGUGCAAUUUCCGCUACUAUGCGCAAUCGCCACCACUUUCUCUCUCGUCUCACUCUGCUCUCUUUGCUCCCAUUGAUUGAAUUGAACUUAUCACUCUCUCUUCUCACCGGAAGCUUUCUCUCACAUAAACAUGAAGCAAUUUUGGAGUCCAAGCAGUAUCAACAAGAACAAAGCUAUGGUUGAGAAUCUGCAAAAUCAUGGUAUUGUUACAUCAGAUGAAGUUGCUAAAGCUAUGGAGGCUGUAGAUAGAGGCGUAUUUGUGCCAGAUCGUUCAUCCGCUUAUGUUGAUAGUCCCCUGUCUAUUGGUUACAAUGUGACUAUAUCAGCUCCUCAUAUGCACGCUAUGUGUCUUCAACUUCUUGAAAACCAUUUGAAACCCGGAAUGCGUGUUCUUGAUGUCGGCUCCGGUACUGGGUACUUAACGGCUUGCUUUGCGGUUAUGGUUGGAUCAGAAGGGCGUGCUAUUGGUGUGGAACACAUUCCUGAACUUGUGGCUUCUUCUGUUAAGAAUAUUGAAGCGAGUGGUGCUUCGUCAUUGCUUAAAGAAGGGUCUCUUGCUAUUCAUGUUGGCGAUGGGAGGCAAGGAUGGGCUGAGUUUGCUCCUUAUGAUGCUAUUCAUGUUGGAGCAGCAGCACCUGAGAUCCCAGAGGCGUUGAUUGAUCAGUUGAAACCUGGUGGGAGACUGGUGAUCCCGGUUGGGAACAUAUUUCAAGAUCUGCAAGUUGUGGAUAAGAAUUCAGAUGGUUUGGUUAGCAUCAAGAGUGAAACUUCGGUUCGUUAUGUUCCUUUGACUAGCCGUGAAGCCCAGCUGAGAGGAGACUGAUGAAUGUUCGUUGUACAGAAGAAUGAAUCAAGUAAGCUCAGUUGGCUUUUCGAAAUUAGUGUAGUUAGUCAAGAACUCGAAUCUUAAAGAUCUCUUUGUGACUUGUGUGGUAAGACUUUCAAAUAAGUAAACUUGUUUGUGUACACGUAAACAUAAUAAACCAUUUAGUAUAUAAUGCCUCCAUCAA
This is a messenger RNA of Camelina sativa (false flax), 1018 nucleotides long. RefSeq names its product protein-L-isoaspartate O-methyltransferase 1. Gene Ontology annotation, cellular component: cytoplasm. The record is from RefSeq and is a predicted model, not a curated record. Gene Ontology annotation, biological process: protein modification process. NCBI's taxonomy places the organism in Eukaryota, Viridiplantae, Streptophyta, Magnoliopsida, Brassicales, Brassicaceae. Gene Ontology annotation, molecular function: protein-L-isoaspartate (D-aspartate) O-methyltransferase activity.